This is a messenger RNA of Penicillium roqueforti, 603 nucleotides long. Its product is annotated as CCDC12/cwf18 family protein. The record is from RefSeq and is a predicted model, not a curated record. Bases 1 to 603 code for a protein of 200 amino acids. Gene Ontology annotation, cellular component: U2-type spliceosomal complex; post-mRNA release spliceosomal complex. Lineage: Eukaryota; Fungi; Ascomycota; Eurotiomycetes; Eurotiales; Aspergillaceae. The transcript has a single exon.
AUGUCAUCAAACCAUGCCAGUCUUGAUGCGGCAUCCACCGACCGCAAAGCCCGCCUCGCCAAGCUCGCAGCUCUGAAGCGCAAGCAACCUGAAGAAGACACAAAUGAGGCCAGUGCGGAAGACCAGGAGCUGCCUGACGCCGAUUCUACGCCAGAUGUGAGCACAAAAUAUCUAUCCGGCCGCAACUACGACCCCGAGACUCGCGGGCCCAAACUGGGCUUCGAGCAUGGCCCGCAAGAGGGCCAGGUGACGCUGGAAGCACAGGCGGCUAAAAUUGCAAGAGCCACAGCGGAACAAGCCAAGAAGGAUGCGGAUGCCGACGAACCCAUUGAUCUGUUCAAACUACAACCUAAGAAACCUAACUGGGACUUGAAGCGCGAUCUAAACGAAAAGCUCAAGAUUCUUGAUGUACGGAUGGAAAAUUCAAUUGCACGGAUGUUGCGACAGCGGUUAGAGGACGCGCAGCGUGAUGCGAAGGCGCGUGGGCCUAAGUCUAACGGAGACGAGCAGGGGGAGGAAGUGGGCAUGGAGGGUGAAGCGCUCGUUGAGGGCAUCCAUAUGCGCGAACGAGAGGAAGCAAAGAGCGACGAAGAAACGAUUUGA